Lethenteron reissneri (Far Eastern brook lamprey) is the source of this 2576-nucleotide messenger RNA. Its product is annotated as 5'-AMP-activated protein kinase subunit gamma-2-like. NCBI's taxonomy places the organism in Eukaryota, Metazoa, Chordata, Hyperoartia, Petromyzontiformes, Petromyzontidae. Gene Ontology annotation, biological process: regulation of catalytic activity; protein phosphorylation. The record is from RefSeq and is a predicted model, not a curated record. Gene Ontology annotation, molecular function: protein kinase binding; protein kinase regulator activity; AMP binding. Gene Ontology annotation, cellular component: nucleus; nucleotide-activated protein kinase complex; cytoplasm.
GUGCACCGGCAAGGGAAGAGGCACACACCACGCAGAACUCGGCAGGCAGAGCCGGUGCGGUACGAGCCUUCGUCGUGGUGGCCUGGGCAAGGAACGGAGCACGGCAGGGUGACUUUCACCCCGUCGAACCUUUAAAGUUGUUGCUUUUAACGUGUGUGUGUGUGUAGUUACAUAGGGCAUGCUGGAGACACUACAUUGGUAUGAAGACCAAGCGGAGGAGGGAGAGGAGAGCGUCUACAGCCGUUUGAUGAAGGCUCAAUGCUGCUAUGAGGUCAUCCCCACCAGCUCCAAGCUCGUGGUGUUUGACAUCUCCCUGCAGGUGAAGAAGGCCUUCUUCGCCCUGGUGGACAGUGGCGUGAGGGCGGCACCGCUGUGGGACAGCAAGCUCCAGACGUUUGUGGGGAUGCUCACAAUCACAGACUUCAUCAACAUCUUGCACAGGUACUACAAGUCACCAAUGGUGCAAAUAUAUGAACUUGAAGAGCACAAAAUAGAAACAUGGAGAGAGGUGUAUCUGCAGGACUCGUUCAAGCCCCUGGUCAGCAUAACACCAGAAGCGAGCCUUUUUGAUGCCGUGUACUCCCUCAUUAAAAACAAGAUUCACCGGUUGCCCAUCAUCGACCCUGUCUCUGGAAACGUCCUCUACAUCCUCACGCACAAGCGUAUCCUCCGCUUCCUGCACCUCUUUAUUUCCGAGCUGCCGAAGCCCCGCUUCAUGUGCAGGCCGCUGGGAGAGCUGAGAGUGGGGACGUUUAAUGACAUCGCAUUCAUCUACACGGACACGCCGAUCAUCACGGCCCUCAACCUGUUCGUGGAAAGGAGGGUCUCGGCCCUGUCUGUCGUGGACCGAUCUGGGAGAGUGGUGGAUGUUUAUUCUAAAUUUGAUGUAAUAAACCUGGCGGCAGAGAAGAACUACAACAACCUGGACAUGACGGUGACGCAGGCGCUGCACCACCGCUCGCAGUACUUCGAGGGCGUCGUCAAGUGCCACCGACAGGAAUCCCUGGAGACCAUUGUCGGUCGCCUCGUGCAUGCCGAGGUACACAGGGUGGUGGUCGUGGAUGAGAAUGACCGGGUGGUGGGCAUCCUCUCGCUCUCGGACAUCCUGCAGGCCCUCAUCCUCACUCCGGCCGGCGUGGAUGCCCUGAACAGCUAAUCUCAGCCAGAGCCACUUCAGCUACAACUCUCAUAGCCAGAUGGGUGCAAGACAGCAAAUUCCACUGUAGGCAAGUGGGAAAACAACGUCUGCAAAACAUUCACGAUUGCACACUGCUCAUGGGACUUGAAGCUUCACAGAAUGCGAUGCAAAGACUGCACUUGGAAACUCAGACGUGAAAUCUGGAAACGUCUUAUCAUGGUCCGCAUGGACAAGGUGUGACCACAUUUGAUUGGGCGAUAGCAUCCCUGUAGACAGAGCAACGAUCUCUUGUGUAAACUGUACAUUUUAUAUGUUAUAACAUUUUCUAUAGUCUGAAGCUGAUAUGCGCUAUGAUUUUGAAAAAAAGGGGGAUUUAUUUAUUAUGUUCUCAUAGGUUUAAGUGACAUUGUAUAAGUGAAUUUCCCAUAAUACUGUAUUUAACGUUUGAAAGCGCAGUGCUUGGGAGAGGUACAAAAAUGUGUUAUUUAUUGCUAGGGAGCGCUUUCAAGCCAGCUGCUAAGGUGUGCAUUGGCAAGGUCGCAUUGUUCCUAGCGUGUUUACAUCACACGACUCAUUAAAGAAAAAGGUUCACGAUUUCAAAAGGGUGUUUAUUUAUGUUUCAUUUAUUUUGCGUUUUAGUCCCUAAAUCCUCACUCUCACUUAUUUUUGCAAUCUAGAAUUUGCGAACAUAGUACUGCCAAAGCCUAUCAGGAAUCCAGCUCAGUCCUGGGGUGGUAUCGAUCCUUGGUUUGUUGGUUCUUAGGUUGUGGGUGUAUAGUCAGUGUGAGGCAUAUAAUUUCCGAAAGACAAGUCUAUCCAUCAAACAGUGGUGUGAGUAUGUAACAAGCCAUUAUUAUUGCAUCUAUACAAAUGUAAUAGCUUUGUCAAGACGUCCUAUUAUAUUGUCUUCGAGAUUACAUGCCACGUAUAUAACGGAGUUUUUGGGCAACCCGCACAUAUUUUUUAAAAUCCUUUAUAUUAAGUUAAAUUGCUUGCUUGCUUGCACGCUUACGACCGUGCAAAUCUUUCGGUCCUUUUUUAACCCACUUCCCGUGAUCCAAUCGAGCUGACAUUUUGCACACAGACUCGUUGUGCGUGACAAUUUAUUUUCGUGAAAUUUUCCCCCGAAAAUUUUACGAUUUUUAGGAAAAAAAAUAUUUCAUAUUUUAUUUAAAAUACCAAUGUGAUAAAAAUGAAACUCUUACUCAAGAAAAACAGAAAUGAAUAAUAAAAUAAAACCGAUGCCACGCAUAUAAAGGAUUUAUAGUGAAAAACUUUGUUUUUACGGGUUAAUUUUUAUAAGUAAAAACUACAUCUUGCCCUCCCAAAACGCAGCCAUUCAACAGCAUGCAAGACAACGCUGACUCGUGCAGCUGCGUCUCCUCGCUGCUUAGAGACGUCGCGUAUCAGGCAGUUCCAAUUUAGUUGUGUGCUUAUU